Molecule: messenger RNA, 792 nt
Organism: Beta vulgaris subsp. vulgaris (sugar beet)
Lineage: Eukaryota; Viridiplantae; Streptophyta; Magnoliopsida; Caryophyllales; Amaranthaceae
Exons: 2
Coding region: 239-688 (149 amino acids)
Source: RefSeq, a predicted model, not a curated record
UAGGCGACCAUACGUGAUGUAUCCUUUCAUCACGCGAGAGAUCUGGGACCAGUUUGUAGAAAAAUGUAGCUCUAAGGAGUUCCAGGUAUGUAAUAUAUAAUAUGAAAUUAUAUUAUCAUUACGUUCUUUAAUAUUGACUAGUUACUAAAUCCUAUAUUAGGCUAAAAGUGCAAAAGCAAGAAUCUCUCAAGCUGCUAACAAGCAUCCUCAUUUUUUGGGUCAAAAAUCAUAUGCGGAGAUGAUUCCCAUUUGGCAAAGCAGAGGGUAUAUCCCUUCCGCUACAGCAUCAUCUGUUGACUCAUCUACAUCAUCAUUGAUUUCCUCCUUGCCGGAUCGGACAUUGCCUUGGCUUCUCGCGAGAUCGAAAAAAGAUAAGGAUGGAAAUUUCUUCUUUCCUAAUGAAGAAACACAAAAGAUAAAAGAGUCCAUUGAUGAUUGGAAAAAGAAAGAAGCUGAAGGAGAGUUUGUUCCAAGUCGGAUGGAUGAUGCUCUUUCACGUGCUCUGCAGAGGAAAGACCGACCUGGGCGUGUGUUAACAGCUGGGCGUAGCAUUGGGAUUACAUCUGUUUGGGGAGAUCCUGAUCGGAGCAGUACUGCUCGCAAGGGUAGGGUCAUGGAUGAUGAGGAGAUUCAGGCAUUAGAGGCUAGAGUGAGUCAAAGAGUUAGGGAACAGAAAUGGAAGAGAUGAACUCGAAGAUAGAUGCAUUAGUUCAAGAAAGGUUAAUGGCUUUUGCGACGCAGUUAGGUAUUCAAGUACCAACUCCUUCCACUCCAGUCGUUCCUAGUAGCUGU